UAUCUUUGCGUAUAAAAUCCACGCGCUGUGUCUCCGGAUUGUUCAGAGUGAAGGGUUGAGUUUUGAGGACGUUACAGAAACUGCUCAGUGUUUCUCUCUAUAAUUUUUCUUCGUCUCUUUCUUUCUCUUCCUUUCUCUUUCACUUCCUCUUGUGUUUGUGUUUUUGAUAUUGUGUUUGUGUUUUUGAGGAAACAUGGCCGAUCAGCUUACAGACGAGCAGAUCUCAGAAUUUAAAGAGGCUUUCAGCUUAUUUGAUAAAGAUGGAGAUGGUUGCAUAACCACCAAGGAGCUGGGAACUGUGAUGAGAUCACUCGGGCAGAACCCAACUGAGGCUGAGCUCCAAGACAUGAUCAAUGAGGUCGACGCUGAUGGCAACGGAACAAUCGAUUUCCCCGAGUUUCUGAACCUCAUGGCUCGCAAGAUGAAAGACACUGACUCAGAAGAGGAGCUGAAGGAGGCAUUCAGAGUCUUUGACAAGGACCAGAAUGGCUUCAUUUCAGCUGCCGAGCUCCGCCAUGUGAUGACCAACCUUGGAGAGAAGCUCACCGACGAGGAAGUUGAUGAGAUGAUCCGUGAGGCUGAUGUGGAUGGAGAUGGUCAGAUCAAUUACGAGGAGUUCGUCAAGGUCAUGAUGGCCAAAAGACGAAUGAUGCAGAGGACUGGGGGGGAACAUCUUUCGCCGCCGCCGCUGCAUAGCUCAUCGCACUUGCUCUGCCCCAAUUUAAAACAAAAACUCAGAGGUCUCAAGAAAUCAGAUGGUACUAACAAAUGGGGAUCCUGCGUCGUGCUCUAGUGUUUGUCCGUGCUUUUCAUAUGCAGUUUUUGUUUACCCACCCCCAUCAACUGCUUUCGCUCAAAAGACUGUCGCCAUUGUGUUUGGCAUCUUUCUGCUGCGUUGUAUAUUUUAAAUCCUAUUCUCAGCUUUGUCUGAAAAUUUCCAGAGAAGCUUGUGAGUUAAUGA
Amborella trichopoda is the source of this 961-nucleotide messenger RNA. RefSeq names its product calmodulin. NCBI's taxonomy places the organism in Eukaryota, Viridiplantae, Streptophyta, Magnoliopsida, Amborellales, Amborellaceae. The record is from RefSeq and is a predicted model, not a curated record. Gene Ontology annotation, molecular function: calcium ion binding. Gene Ontology annotation, cellular component: myosin II complex.